This is a messenger RNA of Parnassius mnemosyne (clouded apollo), 510 nucleotides long. Lineage: Eukaryota; Metazoa; Arthropoda; Insecta; Lepidoptera; Papilionidae. The record is from the annotation of a GenBank genome assembly.
AUGGACAUUGAAACGAAAAUAAAACAAGACAUGAAAUCUCUUGGGUGUACAUCAGACAGGAAAAUAGCGUUAGCAUAUCAAUUAUAUAUUUAUUUGAUUGAUGAAAAACUUAUGUAUGACACAGAAUAUUGCUAUAAUAAAGAUGUCGAUUCCCUGUAUGUAGUUGCAAGACCAAAUAAACAAGAAAAAAUAAACAUAUAUGUGCCAAUUCCCACCAGUUUUGAUAUCAGCAUGGAGUUUAUAAGUAAAAUGCAGGAAAAUUUAUGUACUGUAGAAACUGGUCCCACGAUAAACCUUGCGUUUAUUGAAGAAGACUUCACAACAGUUAUUUAUACAUUUACAAAAGGCUUAGUUGAACGUCCGUCUCUAGAAAGAACAAAUCAACAAAAAUGUAGAGAAGAGAAAAGGAGAUUCAUUAGCAGUGAGCUCAAGAAGAAUCGGAAUGAUAUUUUAAAUGAUGCUUUAAAUGGUGGUUUUGUGGAUGAUGAUGACUGUGAAAUAGUGGAAUAA